This is a messenger RNA of Sebastes umbrosus (honeycomb rockfish), 1407 nucleotides long. RefSeq names its product 5-hydroxytryptamine receptor 3A-like. Gene Ontology annotation, molecular function: extracellular ligand-gated monoatomic ion channel activity; neurotransmitter receptor activity; transmembrane signaling receptor activity. Bases 1 to 1407 code for a protein of 468 amino acids. Gene Ontology annotation, cellular component: membrane; neuron projection; synapse. Gene Ontology annotation, biological process: regulation of membrane potential; signal transduction; chemical synaptic transmission. The transcript has 9 exons. Lineage: Eukaryota; Metazoa; Chordata; Actinopteri; Perciformes; Sebastidae. The record is from RefSeq and is a predicted model, not a curated record.
AUGAGAGAGGUAAAGACAGCCGGGCUCAUCUUCAUCUGUUUUCCACUGCUUCACGGUUUUGUUGCAGCAUUGAACUGCACCAGCCCAACUCCUGAAUCUUUGUUUGCUGGACUUGAGAAGGAACUAUUUCCAACAAAACUACUGCGACCUGUAAAAAGCUUUUCAGAUACAUUGAACGUAACCAUCUCUAUGACUUUGGUUGGAAUUAUAGGAGUGAAUGAAAAAGAGCAGUCCUUGACAACAUUCAUAUGGCAGGUCCUGGAGUGGUACAUAGACGGACUGAGCUGGGAUGAGAAGGAAUGCGGAACUGAAAGAGUCUCUAUCCCUCGAAAAAACCUGUGGGUCCCAGAUGUCCAAAUCUCUGAGUUCAUGGACGAGGACAAAUCUCCCAAAUCUCCCUAUGUCUACCUAUACAACACAGGUCGUGUAUAUGAUGAUAGGCCGAUCAGAGUGGUCAGCUCCUGCCGAUUAGAAAUCUACACUUUCCCCUUCGAUAGACAAAACUGCACUCUGACCUUUGGAUCUUAUAUACACUAUGCUGGAGACAUCACAAUGCUUCCAAGUAAAACACCUGAAGAAGACCUGGAGGAAUCCAGACAAGUGAUAGAGACCAGAGGGGAGUGGGAGCUUGUAGAUAUCGAAACAGCUCCAAUUACUCUGGAAAUACUCGAUGGAACCUACUCCGAGAUCAGAUAUUUUGUCAUUUUGAAACGUAGGCCACUCCUCUACGUGGUGAACCUCCUGGUCCCCAGCUGCUUCCUCAUCACAUUGGACCUCUUCAGCUUCCUGCUGCCUCCCCAUAGCGUGGACCGUGGUGCCUUCAAGAUGACCCUCAUCCUGGGCUACACCGUCUUUCUGCUCAUCAUGAACGACCUGCUGCCUGUCACUGGGGAGAUGACAACACCUCUCAUCAACACUCUAUUCUGUAUCAGUCUCGCUCUGAUGGUGGCCAGCCUGUUGGAGACCGUGUUUAUCACUAAUAUCCAGUGCAGCUCCAGGCAGUACGGUGCGGCUCCUCACUGGCUCAGUGUCCUCGUGUUACGAUAUCUAGCUGUUGUUGUUCGUAUCCCUCCAAAAAAGACCAACAUCACAGUCUCCCUUCAAGCAAGUGCUAGAGCAAUGAAUACCAGCAUCAUCUCUUCAAGAGAUCUUCAGAGCGUCUCUGGUGAGAUACCGCCAGUGAAACCCCCUCUGACCCCUCCGGAGCCAUCCCUGGAUGAACUGAGGGCGCUGAGCAUUGAUCUCUUGGCCAUCCGCCUCCAGAUGGACAAACACUUCCAGGGGAGCAAAGCCUCGCAGGAAUGGCAAAUGAUCGGGAUAGUCAUCGACCGUCUGCUGUUUGGCUUUUACAUUGUCUUCAUCUCUGUCUGCUUUCUCACCAUCUUAUGUCUUUGGAUCUGGAGUUAA